AUGGAUAAAAAACCGCUUCCAGCUGGUGUAGAGUCCAUUGACACCUGUGAGACCGGAAACGAGUAUAAUGGCCGUCUGGGGCUCCGCAUUUCAUCGAUCUUUGUUAUCAUGGCCGGGUCUAUGAUAGCCACGAUUGCCCCAAUUUUGGCAGCACGGUUUCAAGGAAAGAAUAGCACGGGCUCAGCGUUCUACUCAUGGGCGAUCUUUAUUGCCAAAUACUUCGGAUCUGGUGUCAUCAUAGCGACGGCAUUUAUCCAUCUCCUUGCCCCAGCGGAGGAGGCGCUGAGAAAUGAAUGUCUGACGGGAAUAAUCACUGAAUACCCCUGGGUCGAGGGGAUUAUCCUUAUGACUAUAGUGGUCAUCUUUGCGGUUGAAUUUUCUGCUGUGCGAUACUCAUUGUCUCAGCAGGAGGUCCGCCAGUCUAUGGAUAACAACGCACAGGGCCCUGAUGGUACUGUCGACCAUCCAUCCCAUGCUACUCAAGGCCUGCCAAUACAAGACAACUUGAGCAAACCGUGCAAGAAUAUCAGUGCCGAAAUCAUCAGCCCGGUCUCAACCCUCUCAGCCGAAUACGCCGCCCAGCUCACAGGGAUCUUCUUCCUCGAAUUCGGCAUUAUAUUCCACUCAAUCUUCAUCGGCCUGACCCUUGCAGUAGCCGGAGCCGAAUUCACAACCCUAUAUAUCGUCAUCUUCUUCCACCAGACCUUCGAAGGCGUCGGUCUCGGCUCUCGUCUCGCCACAGUCCCAUGGCCAAAACCCAAGCGUUCGACUCCUUAUAUCCUGGGUAUUGCUUAUAGCGUGACCACACCUGUUGCUAUUGCAAUUGGCCUGGGCGUGUCUAGCACGUACCCGCCCAGCGCGCGGACGACGCUCAUUGUGAAUGGUGUUUUCGAUUCGAUCUCUGCUGGGAUUCUGAUCUAUACGGGGUUUGUGGAGUUGAUUGCGCGGGAGUUUGUGUUUAACCACGAGAUGAGGACGGCGCCGUUGGGGACGGUUUUGUCGGCAUUUACGUUUAUUUGUCUCGGGGCUGGGCUUAUGGCUCUGCUUGGGAAAUGGGCUUAG
Messenger RNA from Aspergillus puulaauensis, 1062 nucleotides. RefSeq lists its product as uncharacterized. The transcript has a single exon. Gene Ontology annotation, biological process: zinc ion import across plasma membrane. Bases 1 to 1062 code for a protein of 353 amino acids. Gene Ontology annotation, cellular component: plasma membrane. Lineage: Eukaryota; Fungi; Ascomycota; Eurotiomycetes; Eurotiales; Aspergillaceae. The record is from RefSeq and is a predicted model, not a curated record. Gene Ontology annotation, molecular function: low-affinity zinc ion transmembrane transporter activity.